AAUGAGUAAGUAUAAAGGAGGGAUAUCGAUCUGUGGAGUAGAAGUAUCGUUUCCCGUAAAAAGAGUCUGCCUUUUCGCCUUUCUCCGCCGGAAAUAUGCCUGAGGGAACAAAAGCCGAGGAUCUUGUGAACAAUCUCAUGGAAACAUUUUCUGAUAGUGUUUCAAAGCACAAAAAUUUGUCAUUUUCUGAGGAGGAGAAGUCAGACUUUGUAACUUCUCAUAUCAACAGAUUGUUUGGGCGUCAAAAACCAGUUCACCAUAUUUUGGGUGGUGGCAAAUCUGCUGAUGUGCUUUUAUGGAGGAACAAGAAGAUGUCAGCUAGUUUUCUAAGUGGUGCAACAUCCAUUUGGAUGAUUUUCGAAUGGCUCAAUUACCAUUUUAUUUCAAUUCUCUGCUUUGUGCUGGUUGUUGGCAUGGUUGCUCAAUUUUUCUGGAAAAAUUUUUCAGGCGUAUUAAAUAGAUCUCCAUCUCAAGUCCCUCGACUUGUUUUGCGGGAGGAGUUUUGUGCCAACAUUGGCAAGUUGAUAGGAUCUGAGGUGAAUCGUGGUUUAGGCUGUUUGCAGGAUGUUGCCUGUUCCGGAAAUGUAAAGCAAUUUCUAGUGGUUGUUGCUAGCUUGUGGGCUGCUGCUAUUAUUGGGAGCUUUUGCAAUUUUUUCACUUUGCUAUACCUGUCUUUUGUGGCUGCCCACACGCUGCCUGCCCUGUACGAAAAAUACGAAGAUGAAGUUGAUAGCUUCCUGAAGAAAGUACUGGAGCAGCUCCAAUUCAAUUUCCGGAAGCUAGAUUCUCGCGUCCUCAGCCGAAUCCCAACGGGCAGGCCCAGGGAAAAGAAGGUAGAAUGAGGUAUAGGACGAGGAUGGAUGUUGAAAAUUUUGAUAUCUAACCCGAGUCCUGGGGACGUAUUGCUGUUAUAAUAAUUUUUGUAGCUUAAAGAUUUUACUAGAAGUCAUUCGAGCCCCGUCUAAUCCCAUUACAUAUCUUAGUAUAAUUCAGUUCUUUCAUUAGUAGUUUGUAUACAGUUAUGUUCAACCGGAACGUUUCCGGGACUGUUAGAUUAAAGAUGCUGAGAAUGUCAGCAGC
This is a messenger RNA of Sesamum indicum (sesame), 1080 nucleotides long. RefSeq names its product reticulon-like protein B8. Lineage: Eukaryota; Viridiplantae; Streptophyta; Magnoliopsida; Lamiales; Pedaliaceae. The record is from RefSeq and is a predicted model, not a curated record. Gene Ontology annotation, biological process: response to bacterium.